Messenger RNA from Lingula anatina, 1635 nucleotides. Its product is annotated as alpha-(1,3)-fucosyltransferase C-like. The record is from RefSeq and is a predicted model, not a curated record. NCBI's taxonomy places the organism in Eukaryota, Metazoa, Brachiopoda, Lingulata, Lingulida, Lingulidae.
UCUGUAUUUCGGGUUUUUUUUGUGUGUGUGUGUUUUUUAAUAGUUACAUUUCAAUUUCCUCACAACAGUUUGUGAAAUUUUUGUAUUGGCGUAGUACAUUUUCAUCAGUAGAAUUGAAUUAAAAUAAUGAAAGCGGCAGCGGCAAAUAUGCCUACCAGCUAGAUCUUGGUAGCUUCUUUGUGGAUUCACACCUGUCACAUCUGCAUACAAGUAAGGUUUAAACAUUUUAGGUGUGACCCAUGGCUGACGCUCAAGGACGCAAGAAGGUGUUUGCAGUGGGUUUGAUUGCCGGAAUUUGCAGUUUGAUUUUACUUAUGUUUGCAUUGGAAAUUAUUCCGCCAAUCCCAAUGCUGACUCCAACACCACAAAAACAAUAUUAUAAUGGGACCAAACCUAAAGUCAUUUUAUUUUGGACUAAAUUUUUCGGAUUAAAUCAUUGGGGGUUUGACCCAUUGGGAACUGUGCCGUUCGAACGUUUAAAAGACUGUCCAGUAGUUUGCGAAAUGACGGAUCAAAGAUCUCGCUUAAAAGAGGCUGAUGUCAUUGCGUUCCAUGCUUUAGAAUUGGGAGACAGGCCCCAGUUUAAACUUCCAAACCAGAGGUGGCUUCUGAAUAUGAUGGAAAGCCCUUGCUAUUACGAUUUGAAACAUUUAAAGAACUGGAAAGGAGUUUUUAACUGGACGAUGACGUAUAGGGCAGAUUCUGAUUUCAUAGCAAAUUAUAGUGAAUUGAAACCGAUGACAACAACAAAGAAAAGAAACUAUUCCGCUAUUAUGAGUCUAAAAAGUAAGAAAGUGGCUUGGUUUGUAAGUAAUUGUAACACUCCAGGAAAGAGAGAGAAGUAUGUGAAGGAACUACAACGAUACAUACCUGUAGACAUAUAUGGCGCCUGCGGUCCAAUGAAGUGCCCCGCCCAUACGCCAUGUGAAAAACAUAUCUAUGAAACUUAUAAAUUCUAUCUCUCAUUCGAGAAUAGUCUGGCGAAUUAUUACAUCACAGAGAAGUAUUUUAAGACUCUAAAACACGACAUUGUAAGUGUUGUUCGAAGUGGGGUCAACUACUCAUUUUAUGGUAUAAAACCUGACUGGUUUAUAGACGCAAGGAAGUUCAAAACACCGAAGGAUCUUGCUAAUUUUUUAAUAGAAAUAGACAAAGAUGAUAGCAGAUACAUUCGAUAUUUGCGCAGCAAGGAGAACGUCACAUCCGUCGACGAAUAUUAUGAAUGGUGCAACGUCUGUAAGAGUAUUAAUAAUGAUACCGAUUCGAGAACAUAUUAUGAUGAUAUUCUACAAUGGUGGCAACAGAAUCCGUGCAUCCCACCGUAGAUCUCAUAAUAUUUUUAAUGCAUUUUCCACUGAUAAACCGUCAAAUUUUAAUUUUUUUUAUUUAUUUUAUUUAUUUUUUUGUAAUUUUGUGUUGCAGCUAUAAAAUAUAUUGUUUUGUUAUAGUCAUUAGAAAGAAUAAUUUCUAGCGAUGUAUAAAUGUAAAAGGAUGAAUGGAAAGAAAACACAAGUUAUUCUGGGAUUAUGAUAAAAUUUAAUCUAAUCAUAAUAUAGCUUUAUGAACCAAUACAUUCACUUGAGAGUUCAACCUCCUUGGAGACGGCGUACUAAUUGUAGUAUGAGACAAACCAUU